CAUUGAGAUGCACGAUUGUUCUUACUUUCAGAAACUUAGUAACACUCGCACUGAAUUGUUUUUGGUAAAUUGCAUUGAUGCGUAACUGAAAAACGCUAAAUUAUUUUCACCAGUGUUGGAUUUGAAAACAGUGACAAAAAAAUUGAACGAAGAGCAAUUUAAGAAAAUUUUUACACAGUUGUUUCCUGAAGACUUGGAUUUAUUUGAGUUUGACAGAAUGUUGAGGUACCUUGAAUUCGUUCCCGUAGGUAAAAAAUUACUCCUGAUGCUCUCCACAUUCAAAGAAGUAUAUAAGCUGAACCUGCUGGACUGCACUGAAAAAAUUACCCCAGAGGCUUUGAAAUUACUUCCACGCGAUGAGCGAACUAAACAAGCGAAAAUUAAAAUGGAAAAAGAACCGUCUGAUGAAUUUUAUUACUCAGAAAUAUCAUGGAUUUGUUAUCUGUCGCCUGAAGAGUCGGUAGAACAUAUAAAAACACUGAUAAAACAAACUUCUGACCAAAGCAAGAGGUUGCAUCUACUUAAACAGCUAAUGUACCCUUACUUCAUCAAUUCUGAUAAUGACGCUCUGCUUGAAGUGCUUAAGUACAUUACAACGAGACAUAAAAACAAACAAAGGAAUUUUUUAGUCAAUAUUUUAAUUAUGAUGACCACUCAAAAUCCGUUGAAAUAUCUAUCACAAGAACAUUGGGAUGUGAUUUACAAUUUCUUGAAGUUCAUGCAUGUCAAAAAUCAGCUUAAUUGUUAUAGUCUACUACAAAUAGAAAUAAUAACAUCUUUAAUUCGCUUUGAGUUAGAAAACAAUCAUUCUAUUGAAGAUAAAAUAAGCUUUUUGACCGAUUUGAUUAUCAGACGAUCUCAGCGUCCAUUUAAUAUUUUAGAAGAUAAUAUUGUGUUUAAAAAGCAGUGUUUGGAGGAGUUUCUCAAAGUACUUCCUACUAAGAAACCCAAUGACAAAAAUUAUCCAAGCACCGCAUUAAUCAAAAAUGUUAUAAUAUCAAUCUAUACUUUCAAUAAACAUAACUUGAAGGCUAAGUCUCCUUUUGAGCCCAUGUCUAUCAAAGAUUUUCCUUAGAUACUGAAUGCUAUUGAAAAAAUGAUAAAUGAAAAUACUGAGUACGAUGAUAAUUUACAAUUUAUACUAAGAACUUUACAAAAAGAAGAGCAUGAUCUUUAUAAAGAAUUUGCCGAAAACGUUAAAGAAGAAAAAUUAC
Molecule: messenger RNA, 1214 nt
Organism: Cotesia glomerata
Lineage: Eukaryota; Metazoa; Arthropoda; Insecta; Hymenoptera; Braconidae
Exons: 1
Coding region: 218-1075 (285 amino acids)
Source: RefSeq, a predicted model, not a curated record